UAACGAACAUGGCGGUGAUGUCAAUUGUAACCCCAAAUCACAGUGCUUCAAAAUUGACAAUCUGGAAUUUAGCGAAUUUGAUGAAAGAUUGAUCCAAGCAAUCCCAUAACUGCUGUGCAUGUUCUUCCAUUAUCUUUUGAGCACUGUGUUUGGUAAUCUCUAUCUCAAAAACCUCACACAGUUUCAUGUCACAGUGUCAUGAUGAACACUGUUUGAAUUAGGCAAAUUUGUUUCAAUUUUGCAUUGUUGGUUUAAAUCCGAGGAGAGAUGAGGGAUGAGGAUUCCCUGCCGAUAUCAACACCCACAACAAUAUAUUCAUCAUCGGCAUUGAUCUCUAAUAAGAAGGAAACCCUAGAUUAUAGCAUCUUUAGAAGAGGCCGGUACAAGUUUUGGGCCCUCGCCGCCAUUAUCCUCCUCGCAUUUUGGUCAAUGUUUACCGGCACCGUCACUCUCCGCCUCUCCGUUGGCAACCUCAACCGAUUAUCCGAUGACAUCGCUAAUGGCCCUCCUAUCUAUGACGAUUUCGACGUCCUUGAAAUGGAGGAGCGAGAGAAAGUGGUGAAGCAUAUGUGGGAUGUAUACACCAAUAGCCGUAGGAUCAGAUUACCUCGAUUCUGGCAGGAAGCGUUUGUGGCUGCUUACGAGGAUUUAACAAGCGACACACCUGAAGUGAGAGAAGCUGCCAUAUCCGAGAUCGCUAGAAUGUCUUUACACUCUAUUCAUCUUGAUCCUCCUCCUCUCCAAUCAACGAAUUUACGAGAAUUAAGUUCAAGGCAUGCACAGCAAAACAACAACAAGGCGGGGCUUCCAAGAAAGUAUAGGUGAUUGUCGAUUGAUUAGAGAUCCAAGAGCCAUUCUUUUUUUAUACUCAUUAAAUUCCUCAUAUUGGUUUGCAGUUCGUAAAAAGUAGAGAAGAUUAUAUUAUAUUUAUAUACCCCACAGUUUUAUAUGUUUUUACACGUUUGUAUUUAUUUAUUUAGGCACCAAAUCUUGCAUCAUUUUUACUCUUUAUUUUGUUCAUACUUUCACAAACUUUCCAUCGUAUUGUAUGCACAUAAGGAUACAGUUGGUUUAAUUUGUUUCUUUUAAGGUA
Molecule: messenger RNA, 1093 nt
Organism: Lactuca sativa (garden lettuce)
Lineage: Eukaryota; Viridiplantae; Streptophyta; Magnoliopsida; Asterales; Asteraceae
Source: RefSeq, a predicted model, not a curated record